This is a messenger RNA of Aethina tumida (small hive beetle), 1789 nucleotides long. RefSeq names its product cytochrome P450 315a1, mitochondrial (gene sad). Lineage: Eukaryota; Metazoa; Arthropoda; Insecta; Coleoptera; Nitidulidae. The coding region runs from base 244 to 1644 and encodes 466 amino acids. The record is from RefSeq and is a predicted model, not a curated record. Gene Ontology annotation, molecular function: oxidoreductase activity, acting on paired donors, with incorporation or reduction of molecular oxygen; monooxygenase activity; heme binding. The transcript has 2 exons.
AACACAAACACCAUCAACGUCCAAAAAUAAUGCGAGUGCCCAGCACCAAAACAAUCGUAACCGGACGACGUUCGGAACAUCUGCGGGUGGGCACGCCGAAGCGGCCCGCUCCGAACAGAACCACCUCGCCGUGAACGCAAUGCGACCGUACGUGUGUGCGGAGCAACCGACCGACCGAAGUACCGUUGCGAACGUGACGUUCGACCGUGUUUACGUACGACCCGCGUUGUAACGACCGCACAGAUGUUCCGAACGGCGGCCAGACACCUCCACGGCACCGCCGGCACGUCGGCAGCGGCGGCCGGGGCGGCGGUGCCGUCACCCAGGGGCCUGCCCCUGGUCGGCACGACGUUGGCCCUGUUGGCCGCCGGCUCCACGCCGAAGCUGCACAAGUAUAUCGACCGGCGGCACAGGGAACUGGGGCCCAUCUUCAGGGAGGACAUCGGACCGGUCGCGUGCGUCUUCAUCUCCGAUCCGGACGAGAUGCGCAACGUUUUCGCACGUGAAGGAAAGUACCCGGUCCACGUACUACCUGAAGCAUGGACGCUGUACAACGAGAUGUACGGCUGCUCCAGAGGACUGUUUUUUAUGGACGGGGAAGAGUGGCUGCAUUUUCGCCGAAUCAUGAACAAGUUGCUGUUGAAAGGUGACUUGGGGUGGAUUGACAGAUGCUGUGAAGUGGUGGGCAAUAAAACCGUGGACAAAAUCAAAUACAAUAACGUCGAAGGUCAACCCUAUAGGUCUUUACCUGGUGACUUGUACAAAUGGUCGUUGGAUGUUUUAGUUUGUAUUUUAUUAGGUGAAACGUGUUACAACAAAAACAAUAAGCAGGUGGAGAAAAUGGUGAGGCACCUGGGGGAGACUGUUCACUUGGUGUUUGAGACUAGUGCCAAACUGGCCUUGAUUCCGGCUAAAUUAGCUGCAACCUACAAAAUACCGGCUUGGAGACGUUUCGAAGACUCAGUGGACCAAGCCCUGACGUCAGCUAGUCACCUGGUGGAGUACAUGUUGGAGCAAUUCCCAGAAGGUGACGGGCUCUUGCACAGGAUGCAAGAAGAACAGAUGAACACCUCCGAACUCAUCCGAAUAGUUGCCGAUUUAAUCUUGGCUGCGGGGGACACCACAGCCUAUUCCAUGCAGUGGAUUCUGUAUCUACUUUCAAAGAACCCCCAAGUACAAGACGAACUAAGACAGAAGCUCCUGGAGGGAACCGCAGCGCAACUCAAGAAGGACAUAGUGAGGGAAAGUCUGAGACUCUAUCCAGUUGCACCCUUCCUAACCAGAUUCUUGCCGGAAGCCACCCAGAUUGCCGGCUAUGAAAUAUCAGCGGGAACGUUGAUGAUCAUGUCGAUUUACACCAGCGGCAGGGACGCCAAAUAUUUCCGGCAUCCGGAAAGGUUCGACCCCAAUCGCUGGACGAGGACGUCGUCCAACUACACGACAAAAGCGUCGCUGCCUUUCGCCAUCGGGUCCAGAUCGUGCGUCGGGAGGAGGAUUGCGGAAACGCAAUUAAGGGAUACGACGGCGAAAAUCGUGAGCAACUUCCGUAUGGAGCUGUGCAACAAGAGGGACGUGGACAUGGUGCUGAAAAUGGUGUGUGUACCUUCCGAACCGUUGCUAAUAAAAUUUACUCCUAUUGAUUAAGCAAGGUUUUUAUUGAUAAUUACUGCAGUGACCUUUAGUUUAGGUGGAUUAAUUCUGUGUUUAAAGAUAUGAUUUGUUUAGUGGAAGAAAUUUAUUUGUUUGUCCAUUAUUUUGUACCCUUUCAAUAAAUAUAAUUACCCCUCUA